AUGAAUAGGGUCUCUCAUGGUUUUCCUUUUUUUUUGUUUUGUUUUUUUUUUUUUCUUUGUUGCAGCUACUUUGCCAAGAUUAUCGAAAAAUUGCCCAAACCAGUCAACACAUCAGUUACUACAGAGCAUGAUGUCCCUAGGCAGCCAAAUGGUAGAUUAAGAUUUCCUGACGCUUUUCUUUUACCUACUCCGAUAUCGCCUGUGGUAACAGAACGCAAAAACAUACUGAACAAGGAAAAGAAAUCAGUCAAUGAAUAUAGGAUACAAUUGAUUAAUGAUCUAGGGCAACCAUUAGAGAACUGCACGCGGAUAAUAGAAGAACAGCAGAUCAAGAGAGAUAGCAAUGUAUUUACCAGGUCUACUAUUCAGAACUACAUAAGAGAAUGUUGUUAUCGGGAUAACUAUGCUAACGCUCCUUGGUUAAUCAAACCAUCUGUUGCAGAUAAAUACAGUAUCGAUGCAACUCUACCGCUACAUCUUCAAGAGUUGCAGGAGCAAGUGAUGACCAACGUAUCUCGGAAACGAAAACCUUUAACAAUUAUUGAAAAGGAAGCUGAAAAACGAGCUAGAAAAGAGGAAACUUUGUUACAAAAAGCCAAAUUGAAAGAGGAGCGUAUUCGAUUGCGUGAAGAAAAAAAGAAACAGUCAGCCGUCAAAUACCCUGUAGAAGACCUAGAUCUACCUAUAUACCGCAAAGAUCCCAAUACAAACUGGACUUUAGUCGACAUGAAUCCAGAACAUUAUAAUGCCAGUAAUACCCAUAUUCCCUAUCCUAGUGGCGGUCGAACAGAGCGCCCCAUCCCACAACAUGCUUCCCGGAUACCACCAGGAUUAUUUGAAAUAUUCUUAUCUGUAUGGACUUUUAUCAGUAUUUUUUCAGAACCCUUGAAAAUAACAGCCUACAGCUUGGACGAUUUUGAGCAAGCUUUACUUCACAAUACACAUCAGCCCAAAGCAACUGUUCUGGUGGAAUAUAAUGCCUGUCUUUUGAACGUUAUUAUCAAAGAGCGUAAGGAAGGAACAACGAACGAGCUGAUCAAUGGUACCCUCAUGGAAGAUUAUGUAGAUGCCCUUACAGAAGAACUAGAAGACAAUGAAGAAAGGAAAAAGAACAACAAAGAGGAAGAUCACAAUCCACUACCGAGAAUCGAAAGAGGAUGGAGAGACAAAGAUCACCUCAAGUUCAGUCAACGAUGGGAUCAUAAAGAGUUACGUGCCAACUACGAUCGCCGUGGCUGGGAAACCGCCUUGAUUGGUUGUUUAAAUGAUGUAGCUACUCCAGAUAUACUGCCUAAUGUCGAUGAGUUAUUACAGCACUUGGUGCCUAAAUCAGGUUCCUCAGCAGCGGACCGAGAAAAGCAAUACCCCACACUAGGUAUCAAAGAAAAAUUAGACAUUUUGCAUUUCUUGAUUGAUACUGUGAAUGAAUCCACCUUGAUCAAGAACUACAUGGAGUAUUGCCAAGAACAAAUGACUGAAUUCAGAAAACAGAAAAUGGAGUUAAAUAAAGAAGCAAGGAUAUUGAACGCUAAACGAAUCGAAUUGAAGAAGCAGGAAAGAAGUAAAAAAGACGAAGAAAAUGGAACUACUGAGGAUGGCGAUGACGAUGACGACGAAGAUGAUGAAGAAGAUGACGACGAUCUCACCUCGAGCGAACACAGUGACUCUGAUUCUUCUGAUGAAGAUGAAUCUGACGAGGAAAACGAUACAACCAAACAAUUGGAACGACGCCAUUUAUCACGACAAGAAAAGCUUAAGCAAAAGCAACGUGAACGAGUAGAAGAGGAGCUCAAGCGGAAGAAAGAAUAUGCUGAGCAACGUAUGAUUGCAAAAGCUAAAAAUGAAGAGCAACGUCUAAAGGCAAAUGAAAGACGUAAACUAGAAGAAAAUGAGAAAACUGUUAAAAGAAAGGAAGAACAUUUGGAAAGAUCAAUGAGAAAAUACAACACUUUGCGGGUUCGACCGUUAGGAAAAGAUAGAUUUUAUAAUCGUUACUAUUACUUGGAUAAUAUUGGAAUAGCGAAUACAUAUGGCUCUGGACGUUUGUUUGUGAACAGCCCAAGUGAUGGAGAUAUACAGUUAUUGAUGGAAAGAGAUCAUUAUACCAACCUUCCGGAAAGACCGUGGGGUUAUGGCGGCGGUGUAUGGUUUGUCAAAAAGCUAAUGCAAGAGCAAGGUUUAGUAGAUGAGAGUGAGUGGUUAGAACAGCGUAUGAAUGAGCUUAAAACAGAUCAGCCUCCAGCUUAUUAUGGUUGGUGGAGGUAUUAUUCCGAAACUGAAGAGAUUGAGAAACUAUUAUCUUGGUUAAAUCCCAAAGGUAUUAGAGAACAUAAACUAAAAUCAGAAAUAGUCAAGAAACGUAGUCUGAUUGAAGAGUCCAUGAAAAAAAGGUCUCAGGUAUGGAAACUAAAUAAGACCUCUCCUAUUGUUCCCCUUGAGAAUAGAAUAUGGUAUCUGAGAUAA
This is a messenger RNA of Mycotypha africana, 2463 nucleotides long. RefSeq lists its product as uncharacterized. The transcript is spliced from 8 exons. Lineage: Eukaryota; Fungi; Mucoromycota; Mucoromycetes; Mucorales; Mycotyphaceae. The coding region runs from base 1 to 2463 and encodes 820 amino acids. The record is from RefSeq and is a predicted model, not a curated record.